Messenger RNA from Saccostrea echinata, 1269 nucleotides. RefSeq lists its product as uncharacterized. The record is from RefSeq and is a predicted model, not a curated record. Gene Ontology annotation, biological process: DNA replication. The transcript has a single exon. Gene Ontology annotation, molecular function: DNA binding; nucleotide binding; DNA-directed DNA polymerase activity. NCBI's taxonomy places the organism in Eukaryota, Metazoa, Mollusca, Bivalvia, Ostreida, Ostreidae. Bases 1 to 1269 code for a protein of 422 amino acids.
AUGAGAUACGUGGACGUCUGUUCCUUAUACCCUUACGUAUUAAAACACAGACUUUUUCCCCUAGGCCAUCCUCAGAUCAUUACAGACCAAUUCCAGGACGUGAGAACUUAUUUCGGCCUCAUUCACUGUCGGGUCUUACCACCCCGAGGCCUUUAUCACCCCGUUUUACCUUAUCGCACGGGAGGCAAGUCAUUAUUUCCAUUAUGUCGAACGUGUGCGGAACGACAGGACUCUACUUCUAAACAUCGAUGUCAACACAGAGACCAGGAACGCAGUCUUACAGGUACUUGGGUGACUACAGAAUUACAUAAAGCCCUAGACAUGGGAUAUACCUUAGAGCGGAUUUACGAGGUUUGGCAUUUUCCAGAAAGCAGUAAAGAUUUAUUCAGAUCUUACAUCGAUACCUUCUUAAAGAUCAAACAGGAAGCUUCUGGAUUCCCACCUGAUUGUCAGACGGAGGAACAGAAACUAGAUUACAUUCGUAAGGUAAUAGAAAGAGAAGGCAUUAGAAUGGACCUGUUAAGUAUAGAAAAAAAUCUGGUGCGAAGAACUAUAGCCAAACUCUUUUUAAAUUGCUUGUGGGGAAAAUUCGCUCAACGCCUGUUAUUACCUAAAACUCGAUACUUGACCGAAGAAGACGAAUUACAACAACUCUUACAAGAUUCGACCAUUGACAUCAAAGGGAUAGAACUCUUAGAAAAUAAAGAGCAGCCAGAAUCGGACAUGAUGCUGGUGAAUUAUCAAGAGAAACAGGAAUUUGUAGAAGAGUGUCCCUUCGGAAACGUGGUACUGCCCUGUUUCACUACCGCUCAUGCCCGAUUACACCUCUACGAGACUUUACAACCUUUAGGAAAUCGGGUCCUUUAUUUCGAUACGGACAGUAUCAUAUACCAACAUAAGGAGGGACAAUUUAAUCCUACCCUUGGCAACAGUUUAGGAGAAUGGACCGACGAAUUAGACGGGGACCACAUUAUCAAAUUCAUGUCAGGAGGCCCCAAAAAUUAUGCUUACCUCACCGCCAAGGGAAAUUCCGUGUGUAAAGUCAAAGGAUUGACUCUUAAUUAUCGGGCUUCCAAUAUCGUGUCACCAGAGACAUUAGAAAAAAUGCUCAAGAAAGAAAUUGAUGAAAUCCAAGUCUCUUAUCCUUACAAAAUACAGAGAACCCGUCAACAUGAAGUCAAGACAGUACCUUUAGAAAAACAAUAUAGAAUUGUCUAUGAUAAGAGACAGGUCAUGAAUUAUUAUAAUACUUUACCUUAUGGUUAUUAA